Messenger RNA from Olea europaea var. sylvestris, 792 nucleotides. RefSeq lists its product as uncharacterized. The record is from RefSeq and is a predicted model, not a curated record. Bases 1 to 792 code for a protein of 263 amino acids. The transcript is spliced from 3 exons. Lineage: Eukaryota; Viridiplantae; Streptophyta; Magnoliopsida; Lamiales; Oleaceae.
AUGCAUAGUGCCCCCAAUUCGAUUGCGAUUGUGGAUUACCAUUUGAACGCCGCCUUGAGACUUGUUCCUGGAAAAGUUACGUCGAAUUGUAACUUUGUCAGUUUCACAGCAGUGUUGGAUUCAUUGGACGAGGAGCACGCAGAGAUAUUACGUCGAUCCUGCCUAUGGCCCCUAUAUUUGCUGCGCUCUGUACAGUUUUAUGGACAGUGGAUCGAUUCAUUACUAUGUCGACUGCUUAAGCCAGUUGACGGAGAUGCCCUCCACUUUGAUCUUGGGGGGCAAGGUUGCUACAUUUCCAUUUUCGAGUUUGCCCUCAUCACUGGAUUGAGAUGUACAGGCGAAGAGGCAGCAAGGGCUAUUAUUCCGACAGACAAGAGGCUGCUAAAUGAUUAUUUUAAUGGGCACACGACAAUGACACUGGCGCAAUUAGGAGAUGCAUUCAGGGGAUGCGACCAGAUAUCCGACAAGUUGAAGUUGGGGAUGGUGUUUAUACUCGAGAGCGUACUGAGGUGUCAUCACAGGAAGACGUUGAUUGAUGUUUUUCAUUCGCAAGUUGUUGAUAACAUCGAUGUGUUCAACAGCUAUCCAUGGGGGCAGAGAUGCUUUAUCGAUACUUUACGCAUCUGUAGGAGGGGGCAUUCGAUGCUUAGGGGAGAUAGGCCAGAGCGUAAAUAUAAUGUAUAUGGCAUGUCGUUAGCUUUGCAGAUAUGGGUCUACGAGACUGUCACCAUCCUGACUGGUCCGUAUGUGAAGAGAGGGGAUACAUACAUCCCUCGGAUGCACCGCUGGUGA